Molecule: messenger RNA, 1299 nt
Organism: Anoplopoma fimbria (sablefish)
Lineage: Eukaryota; Metazoa; Chordata; Actinopteri; Perciformes; Anoplopomatidae
Product: alpha-2 adrenergic receptor
Exons: 1
Coding region: 1-1299 (432 amino acids)
Biological process (GO): adenylate cyclase-activating adrenergic receptor signaling pathway; regulation of vasoconstriction; platelet activation
Cellular component (GO): membrane
Molecular function (GO): alpha2-adrenergic receptor activity
Source: RefSeq, a predicted model, not a curated record
AUGGACUGGUUUAACACCAGCGGGAUGGACGCGUUCACUGUGAUCCAUCUGAAUGCCUCCUGGAGUCUGGACAGUGGAUAUUCUCUGGGAGCCAUAGCCAGCAUUGCUGCCCUUGUAAGUUUCCUCAUUCUCUUCACGGUUGUUGGGAAUGUUCUGGUGGUUAUUGCGGUGCUGACGAGCAGGGCUCUGAAAGCCCCACAGAACCUGUUUCUGGUGUCGCUCGCCACCGCGGACAUCCUGGUCGCCACCCUGGUGAUGCCUUUUUCCCUGGCGAAUGAACUUAUGGGCUACUGGUAUUUUGGGAGCGUUUGGUGUGGUAUUUAUCUGGCUUUGGAUGUUUUGUUCUGCACUUCGUCUAUUGUUCAUCUGUGCGCAAUAAGCCUGGACCGCUACUGGUCCGUUACGCAGGCUGUAGAGUACAACCUGAAGCGGACUCCCAAACGCCUCAAGUGCAUCAUCUUGAUUGUGUGGCUUAUAUCUGCCUUCAUCUCAUCUCCGCCGCUCUUAUCUAUAGACAGCAACACCAACACCAGCUCUCAGCCUCAGUGUGAGCUGAAUGAUGACACUUGGUACAUCCUCUCCUCCAGCAUCGCCUCCUUCUUCGCCCCUUGCUUAAUCAUGGUGCUGGUGUACAUCCGGAUAUACCAAGUGGCCAAAACCAGAACCAGAACAAUGUCGGGGAAAAAUCUCAGGCCAGAUGGUGUUACACAAACUGAGAAUGGACUGAGCAAAGCCAACUCCCCUUACCAUGACGAGAGAGAGAACGGUCACUGUCAGUGCCCGCCUACGCCCAGCCAACGCACCAUCACCGCCGGGCAGCAGACUGAGGAUGCUGACAUGGAGAGCUCCUCUUCGGAGGGUAAAGGUCAAAAACCCCAGCAGGAGGACUCCAAGAAAGCCAAGAGGGCCAGCCACAAGAAGAGCUCCCUCUCCAAACAGUCCACACGCAUCUCCAGAGUCAGUAACAAAUCCAUGGACCUCUUUGCCUCCAGGAGGAAACGUCGCCGGAGCUCCUUGGCCAGGAAGAAGGCCUCUCAAGCCAGGGAAAAGAGGUUUACGUUUGUCUUGGCUGUGGUGAUGGGGGUGUUUGUUUUGUGCUGGUUCCCCUUUUUCUUCAGCUACAGCCUGUACGGUGUGUGCAGGGACCCCUGUAAGAUCCCCGACCCGCUCUUUAAAUUCUUCUUCUGGAUCGGCUACUGUAACAGCUCCCUCAACCCUGCCAUCUACACCAUCUUCAACCGGGACUUCAGACGCGCCUUCCAGAAGAUCCUCUGCAAGUCGUGGAAAAAGUCCUUUUAG